AUGGGCGCCAACUUUAGCCAACUAUUUCCGGGAAGACCUACUUUUACCGAAGAGCACAUACCGUCUUUGGAUGGCAAAGUCUUCCUCGUCACCGGCGGAACCAAUGGAGUCGGUCUCGAGCUAGUCAAGAUACUUUAUUCCAAGGGCGGCACAGUCUACCUCCCAUGCCGUUCCGCAAGCAAAGGAGCACAGACGAUUAAGGACAUCCGAGCUUCCCAUCCUAGAAGUAAGGGCCAGCUGAAGACUCUGCCUCUCGAUCUCAAUGACCUUGAAUCGGUGGCCGCUUGUGCCUCUGCAUUCCUGGCACAGGAGACUCGUUUGGAUGUCCUGUGGAACAAUGCGGGUAUAAGCUACGUACCCCAUGACGAACUCACAGUUCAAGGGUACGAGCCCCAAAUGGGAGUGAAUUGUCUGGCAUCCUUCCUUCUUACCCAGCUGCUGCUCCCCAUCUUGAAGCAUACGGCCAGUAUAUCGUCCGGUCCUUCGACACGAGUCAUUUUCUUAGCUUCGGGAAUGGUGGACAUGUCAGCACCGCCGGGAGGUAUACCAUUGGACGAGCUCCAUCCUGGCAAUCAAUCCAAAGACCUCUCACGGAACUACACUAUUUCUAAAACUGGAAGUUGGUUCCUGGCGUCUGAGUUUGAUCGGCGUAUGCGAGCAGACGGGGUUGUGUUCGUUGCUCAGAACCCCGGGAAUCUAAUGACCAACAUCUGGGACCGUGUUCCAUGGCUACUUAAGGCACCUAUCAAAAUGCUAUUACAUCCACCUAAGUAUGGUGCCUAUUCGGAACUUUGGGCCGGGCUCAGCGCCGAGAUCAAGCUCGAUGACGGUGGCCGGUAUGCUGUGCCGUGGGGGAAAUGGCAUCCAAGUCCGAGAAAGGAUCUUUUGGACAGUUUGAAGACCAAAGAGGACGGGGGAUCCGGUAUUGCAUCUGCGUUUUGGAAAUGGUGUGAUAGGGAAACUGAGAAGUUCCUCUAA
Fusarium coffeatum is the source of this 978-nucleotide messenger RNA. RefSeq lists its product as uncharacterized. NCBI's taxonomy places the organism in Eukaryota, Fungi, Ascomycota, Sordariomycetes, Hypocreales, Nectriaceae. The transcript has a single exon. The record is from RefSeq and is a predicted model, not a curated record. Bases 1 to 978 code for a protein of 325 amino acids.